AUGGAGUUGACGAGUCUGCAAAAGGAGUAUAGCCGCGCGCUGCCCGGAGAUCCUGUCCCUAUGGUCAAGGAUAGUCCGGUCAAGUUUGAAUGUGUCUACCAUACCACACUCAGGCUGCCCGCCAACCCUCCAAUGGGAACUGUCGACGUGGUUAUUGGGAGAGUCAUUGGGGUGCACAUCCGAGACGAUGUCUUGACCGAUGGAAAGCUCGACGUCACGAAGACACAGCCCAUUGCCCGCUGUGGUUACUUCCAGUAUACGGUCGUGAGGGAAACGUUUGAGAUGAUCAUCCCGGGGAUGGAUGAGGCUACGCACGCAGGGCUGGAGGGAAACAGCGCGAUUCACAAAAAGGUGAAGAUGCUAGAGAAUGGCUCGGACAAGCCGAAUGGAACCCCGGUUAUCAAAAGUGUCUAA
Messenger RNA from Colletotrichum fioriniae, 414 nucleotides. The record is from RefSeq and is a predicted model, not a curated record. Lineage: Eukaryota; Fungi; Ascomycota; Sordariomycetes; Glomerellales; Glomerellaceae.